AAUAACGCAACUUGGCAGCUGAAUCUAACCUUACCUACACAGUUAAGGGGGCAUGGGAUGGACAACUAUAAGUUGCUAGAGAAGAUUGGCUGUGGUACAUUUGGUGUUGUUUACAGAGCACUUCACGAGCCUACCCAAGAAAUUGUCGCAGUAAAACAAGCAAGAAUCCAGCAGACAUACCAUGGAAUUCCCAGAGAGUUUCUCAGGGAGAUAUCUGUUCUUAGACAAACUGACAAAUUCAAACAUCCCAACAUCAUCCGGUUGAUUGAUUUGUUCAUGUACGACGACGAGGAUCACAGGAGACUGAUGCAGCUGACUUUGGUAUUCGAGUACAUCGAACAGGACCUGUUUCAGUUUCUGCAACACUACCCUCAACCUAACCUGCCUACCAAUGAAAUAAAGAACAUAGUGCUACAGUUGGUGUGCGGUAUUGAGUUCCUCCACUCCCUCUCCAUCAUUCACCGAGAUCUUAAGCCCCAGAAUGUUCUUAUCUCCACUGCAGGGGUGAUCAAGAUAGCUGAUUUCGGGCUCUCUAAAUUCAUCUGGAUACAGAAAGUAGUGACCCCCGAGGUGAUAACGCUUUGGUACAGAGCACCUGAAGUCCUACUGAACUGCGACUACAGCAAUAAGGUGGACGUGUGGAGUUUGGGCUGCAUAUUCGCGGAACUAGUUAAUAGAAGUCCACUGUUCAACGGGAGAACGGAAAUUGAGCAACUGCAGCACAUAUUCAAGGUAGUCGGCGUACCGAGUGAAGACAGAUUUCCAAAAGGGUGCAUAAUACCCCUCGACCAGUUCCCUAAUUACACUCCACAGAAAAUGUCUGAUAUCAUUCCUUCUGUCUCAGAACUGGGCAUUGAUCUUUUCACGAACAUGAUGAGAUUUGAUCUGCGGGACCGGAUAACAGCCGCUAAUGCCAUGGAACACGCUUGGUUUGACGAUGUAAUAACUUGUCGUAGACCUGGAAUCAUGACCCGACAAAGACACUCCAUGUCUCUAGCAGGACCCAUUCCUUCCCUAGCUACUGAUGACGAUGAAAUUGAAAUCGGUGCCGAAGGGAAAGGUGAGAAGAGGAAGAGAUCUGACGACCAGUCCCCAGAAAGCAGUUCGUCUAAGAAAUAUAAACUCGGAAGUCAAACUCCUAAGAAAGAGCCACCAAAACUCGGAAGUCAAACUCCUAAGAAAGAGCCACCAAAAACUCCCAAAAAAGAUGCCCCUAAGACACCAAAGAAGUACACCCCUCGAAAGGAAUUGCCAAAAACUCCAAAAAAGUUUACCCCUAAGCUUUUGAAGAAAGAGACGCCCAGGAAAGAAACACCUAGAAAAGACACACCUCGCAAAGAAGUCCGGAUUAUGUGCCCUGAAGUAGUUCUAGGAACUCCCGAGAAGAGACAAGUUACGAUCACUUCACCUCGUAAGUCGGAGCGUUUAGAAAAGAGACCAUCUCCUCACACUUCAGGGGACGAGUCCUGUAAACUAGAAAAUCUAUCCACUCUGGAGUGCCAGUCUCGGAAGUCAGAGCGUCUGGAGAAAAAAGCGUCCCCAGUAAAGUCUGAGGAAACAUCCGGGUCAGCUCUAGAUAAAGAAAACGUUCCGUGUAGCAGCCAGACUCUUAGAUGAUGAUUUAAUAGGUUAUGUUAAUGAUAGUUGGUUAUCAAAUCCAGCCAAUUCAAAGCCACUGCAUAUCCUCAAAUUAGGUCCCAGCAAAGAUGCACGAGGAGCCGUGAAAGUGGCCUAAUCCUUCUGACAAACCAGAACAGGAAAAAGAGCGAAAUCCAUGUCACAACGCCA
Molecule: messenger RNA, 1788 nt
Organism: Bolinopsis microptera
Lineage: Eukaryota; Metazoa; Ctenophora; Tentaculata; Lobata; Bolinopsidae
Product: cyclin-dependent kinase 4-like
Exons: 9
Coding region: 58-1617 (519 amino acids)
Biological process (GO): signal transduction; protein phosphorylation; regulation of G2/M transition of mitotic cell cycle
Cellular component (GO): cyclin-dependent protein kinase holoenzyme complex; cytoplasm; nucleus
Molecular function (GO): cyclin-dependent protein serine/threonine kinase activity; cyclin binding; ATP binding
Source: RefSeq, a predicted model, not a curated record